CAGAGUGCUCCUACACUUCGUCUGCGCCAUCAAUGGAAGCUGACAUGAUGGCGCAGUUCCUUGGAGCUGAUUAUCACAGCUUCACCUAUGAGCAUGUGGAUGAGUCCAUGGAGGCAUUGGUAGCUCUUUUCUUGCCUAGCCUCGAAAACGACUCCAACUCCUCGGCCAUCUGUCUCAACUAUGAUGUCCCUCCACUGUGCUGGCCUCAACCAGCUCAUAGUUCUAGUGUUACCAGUUUGCUUGAUCCAGCUCAGAACUUUGAGAGCUUUGAGUUUCCGGUUACGAAUCCUCUCCCCCCUGCCGACUUCAACUCGCCUUCUGAUGUCCCGUACUUUAGUGAUGAUCUGAGCCCUCUACAUGGAAACCAUUCAUCAUCCAUAGAGGAAGAAGCAGCCAACGAUGCACCGGCUACUAAGAAGCGGAAGUCUAAUGCCACCAUAAAGGCAUCAAAGAAGACCAAGAAGGCAGGCAAAAAGGAUUCUGUCAGCAACGAAGAUGGCACCAACGCCUAUGUUAAUGCACAAAGCUCCAGCAGCUGCACCUCCGAGGAGGCAAAUUUGGAAGGCAAUAUGAAUUCAAGCUCGAAGAAGACGGGCACCAGAGCCAGCCGUGGAGCAGCAACUGAUCCACAGAGCCUCUACGCAAGGAAGAGAAGAGAGAGGAUCAAUGAAAGACUCAGAAUCUUGCAGAACUUGGUUCCCAAUGGAACAAAAGUUGACAUUAGUACGAUGCUCGAGGAAGCAGCACAGUAUGUCAAAUUUUUGCAGCUUCAGAUUAAGUUGUUGAGCUCUGACGACAUGUGGAUGUACGCCCCAAUCGCAUAUAAUGGAAUUAACAUCAGCAGCGUUGAUCUCAACAUCUCUUCUCUGCAAAAAUAAAUCUCUCUGGAGCUAUAGUGCUAACACUGAAUUGCAUAGGAAUCAAUUUAUUGUGGUUCGUAUAGUCCCCUGUAUCAUACUUGUAACGGAGCACCUUUUCAGUUUCAAUUUUUUUUUCUGAUUCUUGGCAUUUCCGACAAGCCA
Messenger RNA from Panicum virgatum (switchgrass), 1022 nucleotides. RefSeq names its product transcription factor bHLH139-like. The record is from RefSeq and is a predicted model, not a curated record. Lineage: Eukaryota; Viridiplantae; Streptophyta; Magnoliopsida; Poales; Poaceae. Gene Ontology annotation, molecular function: DNA-binding transcription factor activity, RNA polymerase II-specific; RNA polymerase II cis-regulatory region sequence-specific DNA binding; protein dimerization activity. The coding region runs from base 33 to 878 and encodes 281 amino acids. Gene Ontology annotation, biological process: regulation of transcription by RNA polymerase II. Gene Ontology annotation, cellular component: nucleus. The transcript has 6 exons.